CCGGCGAGCUUGGCCCCUCCGGCCGGGCGGCCGACGUUUCGCGUGCGUGCGGGCGCCUGACUUCACUUCCGGCUAACGCGCUCCGCUUGCCCCCUGGCCCCGGAUGGUGACUGGUGGUGGUGCUGCACCUCCCGGGACUGUCACUGAGCCGCUUCCCAGUGUGAUUGUGCAGAGCGCAGGCCGGAAGAUGGCGGCUGCGGCUGCGGCGGCCUCGGGCCCGGGCUGCUCCUCGGUGGCGGCGGCGGCGGGGGCGGGAGCGGGAGCGGCCGGGGUCUCAGAGUGGCUGGUGCUGCGGGACGGCUGCAUGCGCUGCGACGCCGACGGGCUGCACAGCCUCUCCUACCACCCGGCGCUCAACGCCAUCCUGGCCGUCACCAGCCGCGGGACCAUCAAAGUCAUCGACGGCACCUCGGGGGCCACCCUGCAGGCCUCGGCGCUCAGCGCUAAACCAGGAGGACAGGUGAAAUGUCAAUAUAUUUCUGCUGUGGAUAAAGUUGUGUUUGUGGAUGAUUAUGCAGUAGGCUGUAGGAAAGACCUCAAUGGAAUCUUGUUGUUAGACACUGCUCUGCAGACUCCAGUUGCAAAGCAGGAUGAUGUGGUUCAGCUUGAAUUACCAGUUACGGAGGCACAGCAGCUCUUAUCAGCAUGUUUAGAAAAGGUAGAUAUUUCUAGUACGGAGGGUUACGAUUUGUUCAUCACACAGCUCAAAGAUGGUUUAAAAAAUACAUCUCAUGAGACUGCAGCAAACCACAAAGUUGCUAAGUGGGCCACAGUUACAUUUCAUCUUCCUCAUCAUGUAUUGAAGUCCAUUGCCAGUGCCAUUGUAAAUGAACUCAAGAAAAUAAAUCAAAAUGUUGCUGCCUUACCUGUGGCGUCCUCAGUGAUGGACAGAUUGUCUUACCUCUUACCUAGUGCACGUCCAGAACUUGGAGUGGGGCCAGGCCGUUCUGUAGACAGUGUGUUUACUUGUAGAUCAUUGAUGUAUAGUGAAGCUAAUAGACGGGAGACAUUUACCUCAUGGCCUCAUGUAGGCUACAGGUGGGCACAGCCAGAUCCCAUGGCUCAAGCUGGAUUUUAUCAUCAGCCUGCCUCGUCUGGAGAUGAUAGAGCCAUGUGUUUUACUUGUAGUGUGUGCCUCGUUUGUUGGGAACCUACAGAUGAACCUUGGUCUGAACAUGAGAGACAUUCCCCAAACUGCCCCUUUGUGAAGGGUGAACACACGCAGAAUGUGCCAUUGUCGGUCACUCUUGCAACAAGUCCUGCGCAGUUUCCUUGUACAGAUGGAACUGACAGAAUAUCUUGCUUUGGGUCAGGGAGCUGCCCUCAGUUUUUAGCUGCUGCAACUAAACGAGGAAAGAUUUGCAUAUGGGAUGUUUCCAAGCUUAUGAAGGUGCACUUAAAGUUUGAAAUUAAUGCCUAUGAUCCAGCAAUUGUACAGCAACUUAUUCUAUCAGGAGAACCAAGCUCAGGAGUUGAUUCAAGGAGACCAACUUUGGCGUGGCUGGAGGAUUCCUCUAGUUGCUCAGACAUACCCAAAUUGGAAGGAGAUAGUGAUGAUUUACUGGAGGAUUCAGACAGUGAAGAGCAUUCCAGAUCAGAUUCUGUGACAGGGCAUACAUCACAAAAGGAAGCCAUGGAAAUAAGCCUGGAUGUAACAGCACUCAGCAUUCUCCAACAACCAGAAAAACUUCAGUGGGAGAUUGUUGCAAAUGUGCUUGAAGAUACUGUUAAGGAUCUUGAAGAACUUGGGGCAAAUCCUUGCUUAACAAACUCUAAGAAUGAGAAGACAAAAGAAAAGCACCAGGAACAACACAACAUUCCCUUUCCGUGUUUGUUGGCAGGAGGUUUAUUAACAUACAAAUCUCCUGCUACUUCCCCUAUUAGUAGUAAUUCUCACAGGUCACUGGAUGGUUUAAGCAGAACUCAGGGUGAAAGUAUAUCAGAGCAAGGGUCAACUGACAAUGAAUCCUGCACUAAUUCAGAACUCAAUUCUCCUCUGGUAAGGAGGACUUUGCCUGUUUUACUUCUUUAUAGCAUCAAGGAAUCUGAUGAGAAAGCAGGAAAAAUCUUUUCACAGAUGAACAAUAUUAUGAGUAAAAGUUUGCAUGAUGAUGGCUUUACUGUUCCCCAGAUCAUUGAGAUGGAACUGGACAGUCAGGAGCAGCUGUUGUUGCAGGACCCCCCUGUGACUUACAUUCAGCAGUUUGCAGAUGCAGCAGCUGGCCUUGCGUCUCCAGAUUCUGAGAAGUGGAACUCUGUGUUUCCUAAGCCGGGGACUCUGGUUCAGUGCUUGCGGCUGCCAAAGUUUGCAGAGGAGGAGAAUCUUUGUGUAGACUCAAUAACUCCCUGUGCUGAUGGAAUCCAUUUGUUGGUAGGGCUGCGGACAUGCCCUGUUGAAUCCUUGAGUGCAAUAAAUCAAGUAGAGGCCUUGAAUAAUUUAAAUAAAUUAAACUCUGCACUAUGUAGUAGACGGAAAGGUGAGCUGGAAUCAAAUCUCGCUGUAGUGAAUGGUGCGAACCUUAGUGUCAUCCAACAUGAAUCACCAGCAGAUGUACAGACUCCUUUGAUCAUUCAGCCUGAGCAGAGGAAUGUUAGUGGUGGAUACUUAGUGCUUUAUAAAAUGAAUUAUGCCACUCGGAUAGUGACUUUAGAAGAAGAGCCCAUAAAAAUCCAACAUAUCAAAGAUCCCCAGGACACAAUUACCUCGCUCAUUUUGCUUCCACCAGAUAUAUUGGAUAAUCGAGAGGAUGACUAUGAGGAACCUGCUGAAGAAAUGCAGUUAACCUCAAAGAAUGGCAUUGAGAGAGAAAGAAAGUCUGACAUUUCCACUCUUGGACACCUGGUAAUAACCACUCAGGGAGGAUAUGUAAAAAUACUAGAUCUUUCAAACUUUGAAAUUUUGGCCAAAGUGGAACCUCCUAAAAAGGAGGGCACUGAGGAACAGGACACAUUUGUUUCUGUCAUUUACUGCUCCGGCACAGAUAGGUUGUGUGCAUGCACCAAAGGUGGUGAGCUUCAUUUUCUCCAAAUUGGAGGCACCUGUGAUGAUAUUGAUGAAGCUGAUAUUCUAGUGGAUGGAUCUCUUUCCAAAGGAAUAGAACCAUCUUCAGAAGGUUCUAAACCUUUGUCAAAUCCUUCAAGUCCUGGCAUUUCAGGAGUUGAUUUGUUGGUGGACCAGCCUUUCACUCUUGAAAUCUUGACGUCUCUAGUGGAGCUAACCCGCUUUGAGACUCUGACUCCACGGUUUUCAGCUACUGUUCCUCCAUGCUGGGUUGAAGUUCAGCAAGAACAGCAGCAAAGGAGGCAUCCUCAGCAUUUGCAUCAGCAACACCAUGGAGAUGCUGCUCAGCAUACUAGAACUUGGAAACUGCAGACUGACGGUAACAGCUGGGAUGAACAUGUAUUUGAAUUGGUUCUACCUAAAGCUUGUAUGGUUGGACAUGUGGACUUCAAAUUUGUUUUGAACUCAAACAUCACUAAUAUUCCACAGAUACAAGUGACAUUGCUGAAAAACAAAGCUCCAGGCUUAGGGAAAGUUAAUGAAACAGCAGUAGAUAGGCAGAUCACCUUUCCUUUGUCUCCAGCUCUUAACAUUGAAGUGGAACAAAAUGGGAAACCGUCCCUGGUUGAUUUGAAUGAAGAAAUGCAGCACAUGGAUGUAGAGGAAUCACAGUGUCUUAGGUUAUGUCCAUUUUUAGAGGAUCACAAAGAAGAUAUUCUGUGUGGGCCAGUGUGGCUUGCUAGUGGCCUUGAUCUAUCAGGGCAUGCCGGGAUGUUGACGUUAACAAGUCCCAAACUUGUUAAAGGUAUGGCAGGAGGAAAAUAUCGCUCAUUUUUAAUCCAUGUCAAGGCAGUGAAUGAAAGAGGAACAGAUGACAUUUGUAAUGGUGGUGUACGUCCUGUUGUGAGACUUCCAUCCCUGAAACACCAGAGUACUAAGGGUUACUCACUGGCUUCCCUCUUGGCUAAAGUUGCAGCAGGAAAGGAAAAAUCAUCGAAUGUCAAGAAUGAGAAUGCAAGUGGUACUCGUAAAUCUGAAAACCUCCGGGGCUGUGAUUUACUUCAAGAGGUCUCAGUCACCAUUAGAAGAUUCAAGAAAACUUCAAUCUCUAAAGAAAGAGUGCAACGAUGUGCCAUGUUACAGUUUUCAGAAUUUCAUGAGAAGCUUCUUAACACUCUUUGCAGAAAAGUAGAUGAUGGUCAAAUCACAGAACAUGCCCAGAGCCUUGUGUUGGAUACUCUUUGUUGGUUAGCUGGAGUACAUUCAAAUGGACCUGGAAGCUCAAAAGAAGGAAAUGAGAGCUUACUUUCAAAAACACGAAAAUGUCUUUCAGAUAUUGUACGUGUUUGCUUCUUUGAGGCAGGACGAAGUAUUGCUCAUAAGUGUGCCCGAUUUCUAGCCUUGUGCAUUAGUAAUGGCAAAUGUGACCCAUGUCAGCCAGGAUUUGGAUCUGUUCUUUUGAAGGCUUUACUUGAUAACAUGGCAUUUUUGCCUGCAGCAGCAACUGGAGGUUCUGUCUAUUGGUAUUUUGUCCUGUUGAAUUAUGUUAAAGAUGAAGAUUUGGCUGGGUGCAGUACAGCUUGUGCAUCUUUGCUUACUGCUGUGUCCAGACAGUUACAGGACAGGCUAACGCCAAUGGAGGCCUUACUUCAAACAAGAUAUGGGUUAUAUAGCUCGCCAUUUGAUCCGGUCCUCUUUGAUUUGGAGAUGAGUGGCUCUUCCUGUAAAAAUGUAUACAACAGCAGCAUUGGUGUCCAGUCAGACGAAAUUGAUUUGUCAGAUGUCCUUUCAGGGAGCGGAAAGGUCAGCAGUUGCACGGCUGCUGAGGGUAGUUUCACAUCUCUCACUGGACUCCUGGAAGUUGAACCACUGCACUUUACUUGUGUGUCCACUAGUGACGGAACCCGAAUAGAAAGGGAUGAUGCAAGUACGUUUACUGUGAGUUCCUUCGGGGUUACUCCUGCAGUAGGUGGACUAUCAUCUGGGACAGUUGGGGAAGCCUCGACAGCCCUGAGUUCAGCAGCCCAGGUAGCUUUGCAGUCUCUCUCUCAUGCAAUGGCUUCAGCCGAGCAACAGCUGCAGGUGCUGCAAGAGAAACAGCAGCAGCUUUUGAAGCUUCAGCAACAGAAAGCAAAGCUGGAAGCCAAGUUACAUCAGACAACAGCUGCAGCAGCUGCAGCAGCGUCAGCAGCAUCAGCAGUAGGUCCUGUUCACAACUCUGUGCCUUCCAACCCAGUGGCUGCCCCUGGAUUCUUCAUUCAUCCAUCUGAUGUUAUUCCACCCACUCCAAAAACAACACCACUUUUUAUGACUCCACCACUCACUCCACCCAAUGAAGCAGUGUCCGUUGUGAUUAAUGCCGAACUUGCACAACUUUUCCCAGGCUCAGUCAUUGAUCCCCCAACAGUCAAUCUUGCUGCACAUAACAAAAAUUCCAACAAGUCCAGAAUGAAUCCUCUUGGUUCUGGUCUAGCCCUUGCAAUUUCUCACGCAUCACAUUUUCUUCAGCCUCCACCUCACCAGUCCAUCAUUAUAGAGCGAAUGCAUUCAGGAGCAAGGAGAUUUGUGACUUUAGAUUUUGGCAAAUCAAUACUGUUGACAGAUGUGUUGAUUCCAACUUGUGGUGACUUGGCUUCUUUGUCAAUUGACAUUUGGACAUUAGGAGAAGAGAUGGAUGGAAGGCGGUUGGUAGUGGCCACUGAUAUAAGUACUCAUUCACUAAUUCUUCAUGACUUAAUACCACCUCCUGUGUGCAGAUUCAUGAAGAUCACUGUCAUUGGACGUUACGGCAGUACCAAUGCAAGAGCCAAAAUUCCUUUAGGAUUUUACUAUGGUCAUACGUAUAUCUUGCCUUGGGAAAGUGAACUGAAAUUAAUGCAUGAUCCUCUAAGGGGAGAAGGAGAAUCUGCAAACCAGCCAGAAAUUGAUCAGCAUUUAACGAUGAUGGUUGCUCUACAGGAGGAUAUACAAUGCCGGUACAACUUGGCUUGUCAUCGUCUAGAAGCUCUUUUGCAAAGUAUUGACCUUCCUCCUCUUAACAGUGCUAAUAAUGCACAAUACUUUUUGCGAAAACCAGACAAGGCAGUGGAGGAAGACAGUAGGGUUUUUUCUGCUUAUCAAGAUUGUAUUCAGCUACAGCUUCAACUAAAUUUGGCUCAUAAUGCAGUACAGAGGCUCAAAGUGGCUCUCGGUUCAAGUCGGAAGAUGUUGAGUGAAACAUCAGAUCCAGAAGAUUUAAUUCAGAUGUCUUCCACAGAGCAGUUACGUACCAUCAUCAGAUAUCUGCUGGACACUUUGCUCAGCCUACUUCACUCCUCCAGUGGACACUCUGUUCCUGCAGUUUUGCAGAGCACGUUCCAUGCCCAGGCCUGUGAAGAGCUCUUUAAACACUUGUGCAUUAGUGGAACCCCAAAGAUACGGUUACACACUGGUCUUCUGCUUGUGCAGCUAUGUGGUGGUGAAAGAUGGUGGGGUCAGUUUCUUUCUAAUGUUCUUCAGGAAUUGUACAAUUCAGAGCAGCUUCUCAUCUUUCCACAGGAUAGAGUCUUCAUGUUACUUUCCUGCAUUGGUCAGAGAUCACUUAGUAAUAGUGGAGUAUUAGAAAGCUUACUGAAUCUUCUGGAUAAUUUAUUGUCACCUCUUCAGCCACAGUUACCCAUGCAUAGGCGGACAGAAGGAGUACUAGAUAUUCCCAUGAUCAGUUGGGUUGUUAUGCUGGUGUCCAGGUUGCUGGAUUAUGUGGCAACUGUUGAAGAUGAAGCAGCAGCUGCAAAGAAACCUUUGAAUGGUAAAGACAGGGAGAGAUUUCUGACAGGUAACCAGUGGAGUUUUAUUAACAAUAAUCUACAUACUCAGAGUUUAACAAGAUCUUCGAAAGGCAGCAGUAGCCUUGAUAGAUUAUAUUCUAGGAAAAUCAGAAAGCAGCUUGUUCAUCAUAAACAGCAACUUAACCUAUUAAAAGCAAAACAGAAGGCUUUGGUGGAGCAGAUGGAAAAAGAAAAAAUACAGAGCAACAAAGGAUCCUCAUAUAAACUCCUGGUAGAGCAAGCAAAACUGAAACAGGCUACUUCAAAGCACUUUAAGGAUUUAAUUCGUUUACGACGGACAGCAGAAUGGUCUCGUUCUAAUUUAGACACAGAAGUUACAACUACAAAAGAAAGUCCAGAGAUAGAACCUCUUCCAUUUACUCUGGCACAUGAACGUUGUAUCUCAGUUGUCCAGAAACUUGUUCUGUUUCUCCUGUCCAUGGAUUUUACAUGUCAUGCAGAUCUCUUACUAUUUGUUUGUAAGGUUCUUGCACGCAUUGCAAAUGCUACAAGGCCAACUAUUCAUCUGUGUGAGAUUGUCAAUGAACCGCAACUGGAGAGACUGCUGUUACUUCUGGUUGGGACUGACUUCAACAGAGGAGAUAUAUCAUGGGGUGGUGCUUGGGCUCAGUACUCCUUAACUUGUAUGCUGCAAGAUAUUUUAGCAGGAGAAUUGUUGGCUCCAGUAGCUGCAGAAGCCAUGGAGGAAGGAACAGUGAGUGAUGAUGUUGGUGCAACAGCUGGGGACUCUGAUGACUCUCUUCAGCAGUCUGCGGUUCAGUUGCUGGAAACUAUUGAUGAGCCUUUGACACACGAUAUAACAGGUGCACCUCCCCUCUCCUCUUUGGAAAAAGAUAAAGAAAUUGACCUGGAGUUACUUCAAGAUCUAAUGGAAGUUGAUAUUGAUCCUUUAGAUAUUGAUUUAGAAAAGGAUCCUCUUGCAGCCAAAGUUUUUAAGCCAAUAAGCAGUACGUGGUAUGAUUACUGGGGUGCUGAUUAUGGCACGUACAAUUACAACCCUUACAUUGGCGGUCUGGGAAUUCCUGUAGCAAAGCCACCAGCAAACACAGAGAAGAAUGGAUCACAGACUGUUAGUGUUUCAGUGUCUCAGGCCCUAGAUGCUCGCCUUGAAGUUGGUCUUGAACAGCAGGCAGAACUUAUGUUGAAAAUGAUGUCAACUCUGGAAGCAGAUUCCAUUUUACAGGCACUAACAAAUACAUCUCCUACAUUGUCACAGUCUCCCACUGGAACAGAUGAUUCACUUCUAGGCGGUUUUCAGGCAGUGAACCAAACCAGCCAACUUAUUAUCCAGUUAUCUUCUGUCCCGAUGUUAAAUGUUUGUUUCAACAAACUUUUUUCCAUGCUUCAAGUCCAUCAUGUUCAGUUGGAAUCACUUCUCCAGUUGUGGCUCACAUUGAGCCUGAAUUCUAGUUCAUCUGGAAAUAAGGAGAAUGGAGCUGACAUUUUUUUAUAUAAUGCUAAUCGAGUACCUAUCAUUUCAUUAAAUCAAGCGUCAAUAACUAGCUUUCUCACAGUGCUAGCUUGGUAUCCCAAUACUUUGCUUCGGACAUGGUGCCUCGUGCUUCAUAGCUUAACACUCAUGACAAACAUGCAGCUUAACUCUGGAUGCAGUAAUGCUAUUGGAACUCAGGAAAGUACUGCACAUCUGUUGGUUUCAGAUCCAAACCUUAUUCAUGUGUUAGUAAAAUUUCUUUCUGGCACCAGUCCACAUGGAACAAAUCAACACAGUCCACAGGUUGGUCCAACAGCUACACAAGCUAUGCAAGAAUUUCUUACCCGAUUACAAGUUCAUCUUUCUUCAACAUGUCCUCAAAUAUUCAGUGAAUUUUUGCUUAAAUUAGUUCACAUACUUUCAACAGAAAGGGGUGCUUUCCAGACAGGUCAAGGACCUCUUGAUGCCCAAGUGAAGCUUUUAGAAUUUACUUUGGAGCAGAAUUUUGAAGUUGUUUCAGUUAGUACUAUUUCUGCUGUGAUUGAAUCUGUCACUUUUUUAGUACACCACUAUAUCACUUGCUCGGACAAAGUAAUGUCUAGAAGUGGAUCGGAUAGCUCUGUGGGUGCUCGGGCAUGCUUUGGUGGACUCUUUGCCAAUCUUAUCCGUCCAGGUGAUGCAAAGGCAGUUUGUGGUGAAAUGACAAGAGACCAACUUAUGUUUGAUUUGUUAAAACUUGUGAACAUUUUAGUACAGUUGCCUCUUUCAGGAAAUAGGGAAUACAGUGCAAGAGUGUCUGUGACCAGCAAUACAACAGAUAGUGUAUCAGAUGAAGAAAAAGUCUCAGGAGGCAAAGAUGUCAAUGGAAGCAGUACCAGUACUCAAGGAUCUCCUGCCUAUGUUGCUGACUUAGUCUUAGCCAACCAACAAAUUAUGAGCCAGAUUUUGUCUGCUCUGGGCCUGUGUAACAGCAGUGCCAUGGCAAUGAUAAUUGGGGCAAGUGGACUACAUCUCACCAAGCAUGAGAACUUCCAUGGUGGGUUAGACGCUAUUUCAGUUGGGGACGGAUUGUUUUCCAUACUGACAACCCUUAGCAAAAAAGCUUCUACAGUCCACAUGAUGCUGCAGCCAAUUUUAACAUACAUGGCCUGUGGAUAUAUGGGCAGACAAGGCUCUCUUGCUACCUGCCAGUUAUCGGAACCAUUAUUGUGGUUCAUUUUAAGAGUGCUGGAUACUAGUGAUGCGUUAAAAGCAUUCCACGAUAUGGGUGGUGUUCAACUAAUUUGUAACAACAUGGUUACUAGUACAAGGGCCAUUGUGAACACUGCAAGAAGUAUGGUAUCAACUAUUAUGAAAUUUCUUGAUUCUGGCCCGAAUAAAGCUGUUGACAGCACUUUAAAAACAAGAAUCCUGGCUUCUGAGCCUGAUAAUGCAGAAGGAAUCCAUAACUUUGCACCUCUGGGUACAAUCACAUCCAGCAGUCCUACCGCUCAACCUGCAGAAGUGCUUUUGCAGGCUACUCCACCCCAUAGACGAGCUCGCUCUGCUGCUUGGUCCUACAUCUUUCUGCCAGAGGAAGCAUGGUGUGAUCUCACCAUUCACUUGCCUGCAGCAGUGCUUCUUAAAGAGAUACAUAUCCAACCUCACUUGGCAUCCCUUGCAACCUGCCCAUCCUCAGUGUCUGUUGAAGUAAGUGCAGAUGGGGUAAAUAUGCUACCCUUGUCUACGCCUGUUGUCACAAGUGGUCUCACCUACAUAAAAAUUCAGCUUGUAAAAGCUGAAGUGGCUUCUGCCGUCUGUCUUAGACUGCACCGUCCUCGAGAUGCCAGUACAUUGGGCCUUUCACAGAUCAAGUUGUUGGGCCUUACUGCCUUUGGUACCACUUCUUCAGCAACAGUUAAUAACCCCUUCCUUCCGUCUGAAGAUCAGGUAUCCAAAACAAGCAUUGGAUGGUUACGGUUAUUACAUCAUUGCCUUACUCACAUAAGUGAUCUGGAAGGAAUGAUGGCCAGUGCAGCUGCACCUACUGCUAAUCUGCUACAGACUUGUGCUGCCUUACUGAUGUCACCGUACUGUGGAAUGCAUUCACCCAACAUUGAAGUUGUGCUCGUCAAAAUUGGGCUGCAGUCCACUAGAAUUGGCUUGAAGCUUAUAGACAUUCUCUUGAGAAAUUGUGCUGCAUCAGGCAGUGAUCCUACAGAUUUGAAUAGCCCUUUACUUUUUGGAAGACUGAAUGGACUCUCUUCUGACUCUACGAUAGAUAUUCUUUACCAGCUUGGAACAACUCAGGAUCCUGGAACAAAAGACAGAAUUCAGGCCUUGUUAAAAUGGGUCAGUGAUUCUGCAAAAGUGGCUGCUAUGAAGAGAAGUGGCAGGAUGAACUACAUGUGCCCUAAUUAUUCAGCAAUAGAGUAUGGUCUUCUGAUGCCAUCUCCUUCGCAUUUACAUUGUGUAGCAGCGAUUCUGUGGCACAGUUAUGAACUGCUUGUAGAGUAUGAUUUACCAGCCUUGCUAGACAGAGAGCUCUUUGAGUUGCUUUUUAAUUGGUCCAUGUCUCUUCCCUGCAACAUGGUUCUGAAGAAAGCUGUUGACAGUCUGCUUUGCUCCAUGUGUCACAUCCACCCCAGCUACUUUUCUUUGCUCAUGGGCUGGAUGGGCAUCACACCUCCUCCAGUGCAGUGUCACAACAGACUUUCCAUGACAGACGAUAGCAAAAAGCAGGAUCUCAGUUCAUCUCUAACAGAUGACUCUAAAAAUGCUCAAGCACCAUUGACGCUAACUGAAUCGCAUUUGGCGACCCUUGCUUCCUCUUCUCAGUCUCCAGAAGCUAUCAAACAGCUACUAGACUCAGGUUUGCCUUCUUUACUUGUGAGGAGUCUGGCUAGUUUCUGCUUCAGCCACAUUUCUUACUCAGAAAACAUCGCCCAGUCAAUAGAUGUUUCCCAGGACAAACUCAGGCGGCAUCACGUUCCACAGCAGUGCAGUAAGAUGCCCAUCACAGCUGACCUGGUCGCUCCUGUUCUGAGGUUUUUGACAGAAGUUGGCAAUAGCCAUAUAAUGAAAGAUUGGCUUGGAGGGUCUGAAGUCAAUCCCCUCUGGACAGCACUUCUGUUUUUAUUGUGCCACCCUGGCUCGGCUUCUGGAGCUCAUAAUUUAGGUGCGCAACAGACCAGUGUAAGAUCAACCUCCCUUUCUUCAGCUGCUACCACAGGGUUGACUACUCAACAACGGACAGCAAUCGAGAAUGCAACUGUUGCAUUCUUUCUCCAGUGCAUCUCAUGCCACCCUAAUAAUCAAAAGCUGAUGGCACAGGUUCUUUGUGAACUAUUUCAGACAGCUCCUCAGCGAGGGAACCUUCCAACAUCUGGGAACAUUUCAGGGUUUAUCCGCAGAUUGUUUUUACAGUUGAUGCUAGAAGAUGAGAAAGUGACAAUGUUUCUUCAGUCUCCCUGCCCGCUGUACAAAGGUAGAAUUAAUGCCACUAGCCAUGUCAUCCAGCAUCCAAUGUAUGGAGCAGGCCACAAGUUCCGCACUCUUCAUUUGCCAGUCUCAACAACAUUAUCAGAUGUCCUUGACAGAGUGUCAGAUACUCCGAGUAUCACAGCUAAACUAAUUAGUGAACAAAAAGAUGACAAAGAAAAGAAAAACCAUGAAGAAAAAGAAAAAGUUAAGGCGGAAAAUGGAUUUCAGGACAACUAUAGUGUUGUUGUUGCUUCUGGGCUGAAGUCUCAGUCUAAACGUGCUGUGUCUGCUACCCCACCUCGACCACCUUCCAGGCGGGGGAGGACAGUACCUGAUAAAAUAGGAACUACUUCCUCAGGAGCAGAGACUGCCAACAAAAUCAUUACUGUCCCAGUAUUUCAUCUAUUUCACAAACUCUUGGCAGGCCAGCCGUUGCCAGCUGAAAUGACACUUGCCCAGCUUUUAACUCUCCUGUAUGACCGAAAACUGCCUCAGGGUUAUCGCUCAAUAGAUCUGACUGUUAAAUUGGGAUCAAGGGUUAUCACAGACCCAAGCCUGUCAAAAACAGAUUCUUUUAAAAGACUGCACCCUGAAAAAGAUCAUGGAGAUUUACUUGGUAGCUGUCCAGAAGAUGAGGCCCUCACUCCAAGCGAUGAGUGCAUGGAUGGCAUAUUGGAUGAAUCUUUACUUGAAACCUGUCCCAUUCAGUCACCAUUACAAGUUUUUGCAGGAAUGGGUGGACUGGCUCUUAUUGCAGAAAGAUUACCCAUGCUAUAUCCAGAAGUAAUUCAGCAGGGUCGACUUGUACAGAACUUCAUGAAAAUUAGUUGGUCUAAAGAAAUGUUGGAUACCAAGGACAGCUGCCAGACUCAUCACAAUGUGAUGCUUCAUCAUAAUUUCAUGGUCAGUGCUCCAGUUGUAACAUCCACCACUCAGGAAAAGCCAAAGGAUAGUGAUCAGUUUGAAUGGGUGACUAUUGAGCAGUCUGGGGAGUUAGUGUAUGAAGCACCAGAAACCAUUGCGGCUGAGCCUCCUCCGAUCAAGUCAUCAGUCCAGACCAUGUCUCCCAUACCUGCUCACUCUCUAGCUGCUUUUGGAUUAUUCCUUCGUCUUCCAGGCUAUGCUGAAGUGCUACUGAAAGAGAGAAAACAUGCCCAGUGCCUUCUUCGAUUGGUACUAGGAGUGACAGAUGAUGGAGAAGGAAGUCACAUACUACAAUCUCCAUCAGCCAAUGUGCUUCCGACCCUUCCUUUCCAUGUCCUCCGUAGCUUGUUUAGCGCUACACCUCUAACAACUGAUGACGGUGUGCUUCUAAGACGGAUGGCCCUGGAAAUUGGGGCGCUACACCUCAUUCUUGUCUGUCUCUCUGCUUUGAGCCACCAUGCCCCACGAGUUCCAAACUCAAACCUCAAUCAAGCAGAGCCACAGGUGUCAAGCUCUCAUAACCCUGCGUCAACAGAAGAACAGCAGUUAUACUGGGCCAAAGGGACUGGUUUUGGAACAGGCUCCACAGCUUCAGGAUGGGAUGUGGAACAGGCCUUAACUAAACAGAGGCUGGAAGAGGAACAUGUUACCUGUCUUCUGCAGGUUCUUGCAAGUUACAUAAACCCUGUUAGUGGUACAGUAAAUGGAGAUGCUCAGUCCUCUCAGGAGAGCAGAGGCCAGAACAGUAGUGCCCUGCCUUCGGUACUGCUGGAGCUGCUUAGUCAGUCCUGCCUCAUCCCAGCCAUGUCAUCUUAUCUACGAAAUGACUCAGUACUGGACAUGGCAAGACAUGUGCCACUCUAUCGAGCUCUGCUGGAAUUGCUCCGUGCCAUUGCUUCUUGUACAUCCAUGGUGCCGCUCUUACUGCCUCUUUCUACAGAGAAUGGCGAAGAGGAAGAUGAACAGUCAGAGUGUCAAACUUCUGUUGGUACAUUAUUAGCCAAAAUGAAGACUUGUGUUGAUACCUACACCAACCGUUUAAGAUCUAAAAGGGAAAAUGUUAAAACAGGAGUAAAACCAGAUGCAUCUGAUCAAGAACCAGAAGGACUUACUCUUUUGGUGCCAGACAUCCAAAAGACUGCUGAGAUAGUUUCUGCUGCCACCACCAGUUUGCGACAGGCCAAUCAAGAAAAGAAACUAGGUGAACACUCCAAGAAGGUGGCUAUGAAACCCAAGCCUUUGUCAGUGUUAAAAUCUCUUGAAGAAAAAUAUGUGGCUGUUAUGAAGAAAUUACAGUUUGAUACAUUUGAAAUGGUUUCUGAAGAUGAAGAUGGGAAAUUGGGUUUUAAAGUAAAUUACCACUACAUGUCUCAGGUGAAGAAUGCCAGUGACGCGAACAGUGCUGCCAGAGCCCGUCGCCUUGCCCAGGAAGCUGUGACGCUUUCUACCUCCCUGCCUCUGUCGUCAUCCUCCAGUGUGUUUGUACGCUGUGAUGAGGAGCGGCUCGACAUCAUGAAGGUUCUGAUAACUGGCCCAGCGGAUACCCCCUAUGCAAAUGGCUGCUUUGAGUUUGAUGUAUAUUUUCCUCAAGAUUAUCCCAGCUCACCCCCUCUUGUGAAUCUAGAGACAACUGGUGGUCAUAGUGUACGAUUCAAUCCAAACCUCUAUAAUGAUGGCAAGGUUUGUUUAAGCAUCUUAAAUACUUGGCAUGGAAGGCCAGAAGAGAAGUGGAAUCCUCAGACCUCAAGCUUUUUGCAAGUGUUGGUAUCUGUGCAGUCCCUUAUAUUGGUAGCUGAGCCUUAUUUCAAUGAGCCAGGAUACGAGCGUUCUCGAGGCACUCCCAGUGGCACGCAGAGUUCUCGAGAGUACGAUGGAAACAUUCGACAGGCGACAGUUAAAUGGGCAAUGUUAGAACAAAUCAGAAACCCUUCACCAUGUUUUAAAGAGGUCAUACACAAGCAUUUUUACUUGAAAAGAGUUGAGAUCAUGGCGCAGUGUGAGGAGUGGAUUGCAGACAUCCAGCAGUACAGCAGUGAUAAACGCGUCGGCAGGACCAUGUCGCACCACGCAGCUGCUCUCAAGCGGCACACGGCACAGCUUCGGGAGGAGCUGCUGAAGCUCCCCUGCCCUGAAGGCUUGGACCCCGCCGCCGCCGAGGCUGAGGUGUGCAGGGACGCGGCCGAUGCUGAGGAGACGCUGACGCGCAGUCAGGGCCCCGCCGGCGGCAGCGGCAGCAGCAGCGAGCUCCCGGGAGACUUCCAGCUAUGAGCUGUGGCCACCUGGAUGUCACAGACACAGAGGCUUCGAAGCACAAGCCAAAUAUGUCAAUAUUUGUAUGUAAGAAACUAAUUAUGUAAUAGGUAAUGAAACUAUACUACGCCCUUAAGGAGAUCCAGUUUAAUUCAAGGUGAUCUUUUAUUUACCUGUACAAGAGUGUAAACUUUUUUGUGCUUUUAUUUUUCAAUUGUGAGAACCACUGAUUGGUAUGUUCAACAAAUUUGUGUAUACAAAGAAAUGGAUAAAUCACUGAUUAUAAGGGAAACUACCUUAGGAAAGAAUGUUUACUGAAUGUUUAUUUUAUUUUUUUUUACUGUAGAGUGAGGGGUUGUUAACAAAGAAUAUAUAUUGGUCAUUCUUACAACUACUAUUUAAAGUCAGCAACUUGUCACAGAAUUUGAUAGGUUUUAUGUUUGGCCAUAUCUUCAUGCUCCUAUUUGAUUUUUGAGGACCUCCUACAUACACUUCAAUAAAAGUUAAAUGGACCUACUCCCUCUUUUUUGAUUUACUGGUACAUUUUUUAAAUAAUAAAUCUGCCAUAAAAUACAUUGUAGCUGGAGACUUGCACUUGUAUGGAUGAAUUUAUUACAUUCAACAUAUUUAAUUUUAUGCCUUCUAAGAUGCAGAAAAAAUAAAUGAACAUGAUUUUAUUCUAUGCCAAUAUUUGGGCCUCUGAAUGUAUCCAUUAUUUGAACUUAAGUUUAUGAAAAGAAAUGGUCAAUUUGAAAAGUCACUCUCAACUGAUCUUGUUUUCCUAAAGGGCUUCUUUGUUCCUGGACUAUCUGGUUUAUGACUGAAGUCACUUGUAUGUGUGAAACGCUGAGGCUGUGGAGGAGGGAGGAGUGCCUCUGGUGCUGUUACAGUACAUUCUGUACCUGCCAUACGGGCUCAUUUUCCUGCAAAUUCUUCCUAGAGCCAAAUAAAUAAAGACUUAGGUGAAUUAGUA
Messenger RNA from Oryctolagus cuniculus (rabbit), 15869 nucleotides. Lineage: Eukaryota; Metazoa; Chordata; Mammalia; Lagomorpha; Leporidae. The record is from RefSeq and is a predicted model, not a curated record.